GGUGUUUUUUUUUUUUUUUUUUUUUAUUCCGUACAAAUAUCAAUUUGGAGUAUUCAAGCUUUGAUAAUCUGUCUCUCCAUGUUAAAAAAUAAAAUAAAAUAAUGUUCUGUCUUUAAGGGACUUUGAACAACUCCUCCCCCACACAGCCCAUAAAUACCAGUACUCUAGAAGCUUUUGCUUCCUGGCCUUAGAAGACACAGUUACAAUACAUGAAAUACAUAAAUUUCUGUUAACCUGUUUACUGUAUCUAACCCAUUACAGUCCUCACCACAGCUUUAGGUACAAGGUUGUCAGAUUCUGCUUGCAGUUUUCUGGAUAUGUUUGGGAGAAAAUGAAUCUGACUGAGUAUUUUGCAAGAAUUGGCUACAAAGAGCCAAGUCACAAAGCAGAUCUGAAAACUCUGACUGAACUCCAUGAGCACCACAUCAGGUCGAUCCCAUUUGAAAACCUCAGCAUUCACUGUGGGGAGAAGAUCACCUUAGACCUGGAAACCAUCUACAACAAACUUGUGAGAAACAAACGAGGGGGGUGGUGCUGUGAAAACAACCUGCUAUUCUCCUGGGUGUUGAAAGAGAUGGGGUAUGACAUUACCCGGUUGGGGUCAAGGGUAUAUGACACCCUCAAGGACGAUUAUAGCCCUCAAGAGUCACAUCUCAUAUCCAAGGUGAUCAUUGAUGGGAAGCCAUACAUAGCUGACGUGAGUUUCGGUGUCUCUGGUCAAAUCUGGCAGCCCCUGGAACUCAUUUCAGGGAAGGACCAGCCUCAGCUUCCUGGCACCUUCCGUCUUGUUGAAGAUAAGGGUGUCUGGGUCUUGCAGAAGACUGGACGCAAGCCUCAUGUUCCAAAUGAAAGCUUCGCUGGUUCCUCUCUCGUUAACAAGAGUCUCUCUAAGAAAAUCUAUUGUUUUACCAUUGCGCCACGCAACAUGGAUCAUUUUGAGCAGACGUGUCAUUUUCUCCAGACGUCUCCAGAAUCCUUGUUUACCAAUAAGUCUAUCUGCUCUUUGCAGACCACCACUGGGUUUCGGGCUGUGAUUGGGUGGACUUACUAUGAGGUCACCUAUAACUACCAGGAAGGUGUUGAUUUGGUUGAUGUGUCUACAGUCACUGAUGAAGAAGUGGAGAAGGUACUCGAAGAGAAGUUUGGUGUGGUAUUAGAAAAUAAACUUGUACCUGUCAACAAUAAAGCCUGUUACAAUAUCUAGGCAUCUUUGCAAGGCAAAUUAUGAUCAGUAAUGUUAAUUUGACAGAUUGAUUAGUAUUAGAGCUGAAGAACACAACACACAUAUCUUCUAUCAAUGGAAGAGAUGCCUUCUGCUUUGAAAUAAAGUGUUUUUGCACAAGCUGAUCGUUUUUUCAGUAAGUUUUGAGCAACUAAUAGAUCAUUGUUUUUGAAAAGGAUCUUCUGGCAGGUUAACUGUUGAUCAGACUAGUUCCUAAAACAGUUGUGCCCCCUCAUUUCAUGACUGAGACUGAGUUUAAGUGACAAAAGUGUGUGUGUACAUGCAAGAGGCUCCCUUGAGAAAGAUAUGUACAACAUAUCGAAA
This is a messenger RNA of Polyodon spathula (Mississippi paddlefish), 1546 nucleotides long. RefSeq names its product arylamine N-acetyltransferase, pineal gland isozyme NAT-10-like. Gene Ontology annotation, molecular function: acetyltransferase activity. Lineage: Eukaryota; Metazoa; Chordata; Actinopteri; Acipenseriformes; Polyodontidae. Bases 332 to 1204 code for a protein of 290 amino acids. The record is from RefSeq and is a predicted model, not a curated record. The transcript is spliced from 2 exons.